ACGAAGUUGGUGCAAUCGUUCUUGAUCUGGGGUCUCACACUCUUCGUGGUGGAUUUGCUGGAGAGGAUACACCAAAGCUUGAUAUCCCAAGUUACGUUGGCUCAAUUAGCCCGAAGGAUGAAAAUUCAGUUACAAAACGCAUUUUUGGGAACAACAUUUAUGUUCCUCGUGAAGGAAUGGAAGUGAAGGCAUUUAUUAAAGACGGCUUGGUUGAUGACUGGGAUGUCUUCGAGGAAGUUGUCUCAUACAUGAUUGGCUUUUUAAUCCCUGGUGAAAAAACGCAGCAUCCCAUCCUUUGUUCUGAACCCUCCUGGAACCCAAAAUCAAAACGAGAGAAAAUGACAGAAAUUCUGUUCGAAAAAUUUGAGGUCCCCGCCUUUUAUCUUGCGAAGAAUGCGGCUCUUGCCUGUUUUGCAAAUGGCCGACACACUGGUCUGGUCUUAGACUGCGGAGCUUCGUGUGCCUCUGCUGUCCCCGUCUAUGAUGGUCGGGUUUUACUCCAAGCUGUUGUCCGCACUCCACUCGCAGGAGACUUUGUCACUCGUCAGUGCGCUAAACUAGUAAAAGAGGAGCUAAAAACUGAGCCGAUUCCUUACUAUAGGGUUGCGUCGAAGAGCCUUAUGGAGGACUUCAGUGCCACAGUGCUGCAGAUUUCUGAUGAACACUACGAUCAAGGUCAAAUGGAGACCAUUCCAACGAUAUCGUAUGAGUUCCCCAAUGGCUACAACGUAGAGUUAGGCCAUGAGCGCUUCCAGAUUCCAGAAGCCCUCUUCGAUCCUUCAGUUUUGCCGCAAUGUGGUGGGAGUUCGGAAUUGUCGAUGAGUCACAUCGUCGCCAGCAGUGUCUCCUUGUGUGAUAUUGACAUCAGACCGAAUUUGUACAAUAACGUUGUCGUCGUUGGUGGUACCAGCUUGAUUGUUGGCUUUACAGACCGCCUCCAAAGGGACCUUAGUUUGAAAACGCCAUCGAGCAUGCGACUGAAAGUCAACUUCCCCAGUUCACUUCUAGAACGAAGGUUUUCAAAUUGGGUCGGAGGUUCCAUUUUAGGCUCCUUGGUAAGCACUGCGCUCAUAUUAACUAAUUUCGGCAUAGGGUACUUUUCAGCAGAUGUGGAUUUCUCGGCAUGA
Molecule: messenger RNA, 1127 nt
Organism: Mesocestoides corti
Lineage: Eukaryota; Metazoa; Platyhelminthes; Cestoda; Cyclophyllidea; Mesocestoididae
Source: the annotation of a GenBank genome assembly